GUUGUGAUGCAAUUCGUGCCCACACAUGGACAUGAGCGUGGUACAACUGCACAAGAACGCCCCACCUCCACCGCGUACCCCUACGGGUCGUCGUCGUAUGCGACGUCCGACCACCGACUACUCCGAUCAUCAAGUAGAGCCGACGGCACGUCGCGGGCAAUCCCAAACCGUGUUCAAAGAAAGCUCAUGAAUUUUUUGACUCCACACAUAGUUCGGAAGCCAAGCGCUUUACUCGAACCUUCCUCCGCCGCACCCGCAGCGCCGCAUCUGUCGGAGUAUGCGUUUCGGGGGCUGCGGAUUCACCGCUACGACGACUACGGACAUUACGUUCUUGCGGACGCGGAAGAAGGAGAAGGACGUCACGGCCAUCAAGGUGGUGCUGCAGCUCGUCACCCAGAUCCGUCACGAACACUCUGC
Messenger RNA from Amoebophrya sp. A120, 417 nucleotides. Lineage: Eukaryota; Dinophyceae; Syndiniales; Amoebophryaceae. The record is from the annotation of a GenBank genome assembly.